CGUUGUGCAUUUUUAGAGGUCACACUUGACAGACGCACUUAUAUUGUAAGACUGCAGAAAAAUACAGUUGAGUAGAAUGGCAUGUCAACAGCUGGCAAUGCCGUACAAAACCAUUAUCCAUGGUCCACUGAAACCUGGCAAAAUCUUCAUCAUUCGAGGAGUUGUCAACACCGACCCUAAGAGGAUAGAAUUCAACUUUCGCCACAGAUUUGGGAUCGCCUUUCACUACAAUCCUCGUUUUGAUGAAAAUAGGAUAGUGUGUAACACUUGGGAUGGGAAUUGGGGUCAAGAAGAAUAUCCUUCGUGCAUGCCGUUUAAAGCAGGUCAACCCUUUGAGGUCAAAAUUUAUUGUACUGACUGUGGCUACAAUGUGUCGGUGGAUUGUCAUCAAAUGCACUCUUACAACCAUCGCUUCAAGCAGUUGUACAAGAUUGACGUUUUCGAAAUUCGUGGAGAUCUGCAAUUGACUUCUGUGGAGGCUUAGCAGCAAUUUCAUCCUCCUUCAAGCCAUUGAGAGCGGUCCAUUUAUUGACUUUCCUUGGUAAUCUCAGGAUCUGAGAUUUUAAAACCUUCGCUUAUAGUCAAUACAUUUAAUCAUCCUGCUCAUCAUUUCAUUAUAUGCAUUUAUUUUAUCAUAAAAUCUUUUGAUUUUGUUUUAACUGAUGUUAAAUGAUGUAAUGUCUCAACAUAAUAACACCAGACUGUUUUCUAGACUGAGCAUUGAAGUGCAACUAUAAGAUUAUCCAAUAAACUGAGUUUUAUUCUUUCA
Messenger RNA from Triplophysa dalaica, 769 nucleotides. Its product is annotated as galectin-5-like. The transcript is spliced from 4 exons. Gene Ontology annotation, cellular component: cytosol; nucleus. Gene Ontology annotation, biological process: negative regulation of CD4-positive, alpha-beta T cell proliferation; positive regulation of gene expression; negative regulation of type II interferon production. The record is from RefSeq and is a predicted model, not a curated record. Lineage: Eukaryota; Metazoa; Chordata; Actinopteri; Cypriniformes; Nemacheilidae. Bases 77 to 484 code for a protein of 135 amino acids. Gene Ontology annotation, molecular function: carbohydrate binding; galactoside binding.